AUGAUGGACGAUAAUGAUCAAGGUUCGCUUGUAAAUAGUGUCUCCGAACCGCUGCUAGAAAAUUACCAUACCGUCCAAACUCACAAUCCUAGAGAUGGUUGUUGUAAAAAUAUUAAUGCACGAUAUGUUAUAGCAACAUGGGCUUUCAUGGGAUUUAUCUGUUUAUAUGCCCUACGCGUAAAUUUGAGUGUUGCUAUCGUAGCAAUGGUAACUCCUCAAAGUGUUUUAAACCAAUCUGUGACAGCGUGUCCAGGCAACGGUAAUCAUUCUGAUGAACCGAUUAAACACCAUUAUGAAUUCACAUGGUCGCCAAAAACACAAGGUCUAGUGCUAGGUUCAUUUUUCUAUGGAUAUUUAUUCACUCAAAUUAUCGGAGGAAAUUUGGCUGAACGUUUUGGUGCUAAAUGGAUAUAUGGUUGUAACAUAUUGAUUGCAGGAUUUCUAACGUUAUUAACACCCUUAGCUGCGAGAACGCACGUUGUGCUAUUAAUAAUUGUACGAUUACUUAUCGGAGUAUUUGAGGGUCCUUCAUUUCCAAGCGCUGGUGCAUUGUGGGGUCGGUGGAUACCUCCUAUGGAACGAAGUGUUGUUCCUCCGAUUGCAUUGUCAGGUAAGGAAGUGGGAAUUAUUAUUACAACACCAUUGGUUAGUUUGCUGUGUACAUCAACAUUUCUUGGAGGAUGGCCAUCAUCAUUUUAUGUAUUUGGUGUUUUGACAAUAAUUUGGUUUUGUGGAUGGUCUAUAUUCACUUCCAGUUCACCAUCGGAACAUCCCCGGAUAUCGAUAAAAGAAAAGAAUUUUCUACUGAAAUGUAUACCACAAACUCGAAAACUUCGAACCCCAUGGAAACUUAUACUUUAUUGUGUACCAUUAUGGGCUAUAGCUGUGAUGCAUAUCUGUGUUAACUUUGUUUAUUAUGUUCUUCUAACAUCAUUACCAAUUUAUUUUUCAACAAUAUUAAGAUUUGACUUGCAUCAGAAUGGUUUGAUGUUUGCUAUACCGUAUGUUUUUCAAUUAAUUGUCACAAUUUUAUCCGGUCAACUUGCUGAUCUUGCUCGAUCAAGACGUAUUUUAUCAACAACAGCAGUGAGAAAGAUACAAACAAUUAUUGGUGGCAUUGGCUCAUCGUUGUUUUUGAUUCUCGUUGGAUAUAUCGGCUGUAAUCGUCUAUAUGCAAUCAUCUGUAUAACAUGUGCUGUGGCGUGUAUUGGAUUUCAUUCAUGUGGAAGUCUUAUAUCGCAUCUCGAUAUUGCAUCGAAUUAUGCUGGAACACUAGUGGGAUUGACCAAUACACUUGCAACUAUUCCUGGUUUUGUUGGUCCUUAUUUUGUUGGAGCCGUUACAAACAACAAUCAAACUUUAGCUGCAUGGCGGGUGAUAUUUAAUGUAUCAGCUGGAAUCGGAUUAUUUGGAACAAUUGUGUAUUGUUUGUUAUUUAACGGUGAAGAACAAAAAUGGAAUCGAGAAUAUGAGAAUCAGAAUGAACAAAAUGACUAG
Didymodactylos carnosus is the source of this 1497-nucleotide messenger RNA. The record is from the annotation of a GenBank genome assembly. Lineage: Eukaryota; Metazoa; Rotifera; Eurotatoria; Philodinida; Philodinidae.